AUGGUGGUGGGAAAGAUGAAAUUCCCCUUUGAAAAAAGGGUGAAGCUGGCCCAGGGGCUUUGGCUGCUCUCCUGGCUGGCCACUUUGGGUGGAGCCUUCACCUUCACCCUUGGGUGCUUCCUCAAGACAGAACUGCGCAGGCGGGCCGAGGUGAUGGACAACACGGAGAUCCACAUCGUACCCAACACACUCAUGCUGGUGGGUCUAGCCUCGCUGGGCAUCAACUACUUCGCCGGACGCAUCUGUCAAGACACCCUUGAUGUCGCGCGUUUUCCCCGUUGGCAGAGCUUCCUAAAACCUUACUUCACCAUCUCCAUCUUCUUCACCUCCCUCAUGCUGAUCUCAGUGAUCCUGAGCUACGCCAUGAAGGGAAACCUGGAGGCCUCGCUGAAGAUCGGCUUGAAGAACGGCAUCCGCUUCUACAAGGACACGGACACCCCGGGACGCUGCUUCCAGAAGCAGACCAUUGACCGCCUCCAGAUGGAAUUCCAGUGCUGUGGAAACACCGACUACAAGGACUGGUUCGAGGUGCAAUGGAUUAGCAACCGCUACCUGGACUUCAGUUCCAAGGAGGUCAAAGACCGAAUUAAGAGUAACGUGGAUGGGCGUUACCUGGUGGAUGGUGUACCCUUCAGCUGCUGUAACCCCAGCUCACCAAGACCCUGCAUCCAGUACCAAAUCACCAACAACACUGCCCACUACAACUAUGAGCACCAGACGGAGGAGCUCAACAUCUUCAUCCGUGGGUGCAGGGAGGCCCUGGUCAACUACUACAUGGGCCUGAUGAACACCAUUGGGGCAGGAGUCCUGUCUGUCUUCUUGGUCCAGGCGUCCGUGCUUGCGAGCCUGCGGUACCUGCAGACAUCCACAGAGGCUGUGCUGGGACAGGAGAACACCGAGAUCGAGACAGAAGGUUACCUCCUGGAGAAAGGAGUGAAGGAGACCAUCAUGGAGACGCUGGACCCCAUCAUCAAAAUUUUCCAGCUGAAUCAAGUGGCCUCAGGGGGCGGGGAGGCCGGUGCCGCAGAGGCAGGAGCAGCUGCCAGUUAA
Molecule: messenger RNA, 1050 nt
Organism: Chanos chanos (milkfish)
Lineage: Eukaryota; Metazoa; Chordata; Actinopteri; Gonorynchiformes; Chanidae
Product: RDS/peripherin-like protein xRDS35
Exons: 4
Coding region: 1-1050 (349 amino acids)
Biological process (GO): visual perception
Cellular component (GO): plasma membrane
Source: RefSeq, a predicted model, not a curated record